AUGUUGAUUGACCAUUCUUCUCCAGUUGAAAGCCCUGCAGCAACAGGAUACACUGCUGCGAAAUGGUCCUUAUUGGUCUGGUCUGUUCCGAUCAUUUGCCGAGCAUUCCUUGAGACGCCUUUGGAUCCUGAACAAUGGUUUUGUCUGCGAUCAAUGGAAAGUGAUAUAGAGUUAAAGUUCUUGCAGUUUGGGAUGGCCAUGGCCUGGUCCCUAAAGUCGAUUGUGGAUGAAGGCUGGGAGAAGGUCAAAGGGGGUAAACCGAAAAAUCACAUUGACAAUAUCGGUGGUGGUCGCAAUGCUUCCAAGUUUGUGGGCCACCUUGAGACCCUUAUACUCAUGAGAGCAGUAGAUAUCACAGCUGGUUUUCUUUGCCUGCCUACAAGGUCUUACUAUCCAAGCUUCCAGAAGUCAAUAAGUCUUGAUGAGCAUCAAAUGGGGUUUUUAUGGCGACUAGAAUCAUGGCCUCAGAAACUAGCCGAAAUUCAGACUUCCCUUCACAUGUAUAAGGAACGUGCAUUGACGCCACUUCCUCCCUUGGCCCUGGGGGCCUCCUUUAUGCAGGAGAUCUUGCAUGGCGAUGUCAGUGGAAGGCUGUCUUCGAUUGGAAAACCAGACCUCAUCGUACGAGUUGAGGAACUCCUUUGGCGUUGCAUUAUUGGUAUCGCUUGGGGUUCUUGGACGAGCGAGGUUGGAUUAACGGACUUCCUCGAAGCAAUCAGUCCACUAAUCAACAAUAUGAAACCUUUGAGGAAGAAGCAAUCAGGUGCCACACCUUGGGAUGAAUUUGAUGGGGAGGAUAUGUGGUUCGAGCAUGCUAUUCACUUUAUCCAGCAGAAUGAUGUUGCAGGUUUGGGUGCAAGGGAGCUUGAUGAUCGAAUCACCAUUUGCAGUUGGAAUGAUUGCAUUGUUAAUGACAAGACAGGUAGUCCCUGGUACAAGCCCAACACAGGAAAGGGCUUGGAAGAAUCAAUGAUCAUGACUCUGAGCUUUUCCAAUGCAAUGAAGAAUCCUACGGCAACCCUGGAGACCUUCCGUAACUACCACAUAUUCCUUUAUGGCACAAAGACUUCACCUCUCACCUGGUCAUUGAACGACCUAUCUAAGGUUGGCAAUGUCGAUAUUGUCCGAGAGAUCCAAGAUCAUCAAAGGCGAAGCUCCGACCAGACAAAGGACUAUCUUCAUGUCAAUCUUUCCUUACGUGAAAUAUAUGAGGAAGGCCUGGAAGAUGAAGGACAUGUUUUAAACGCACUCUCUCUGCCCUGCAGCACUUCUGAAACUGGACACCCUUUACAAUUGAUUGUAUCAAGCCACAUCAGAGCCUUUGAGCAGACAUCUGACCUUCCAGAAGAUAUCUUCGAUGCCAGUUAUCCAAUCUCAGCAACAAAUUUCUGGUUAGUCAUGAUGAAAGGAGCAAUCAGUUAUAUUCAUUCUGAUUGUCACGGUGUUGGUACCUUCGUGGAAGUUCUUUGUGGGCAGAAGUUGUGGUACAUGUUUCAGCAUCAUGGGAGUCAAAGACAAGACAGUCAUAUAGACGAGUAUAUGGGUGAUUGGGUGCCUGGAUUUAUUCCGGAUCCUAGGGAAUGGGAGGCCGAAGUUGUUUUGCUGGAACCCAGCUCUGCCUUUUAUAUGCAUCUGGAUACUCAUCAUGCUGUUCUGAUGCUCGAGAACUGCAUUGUGAGGGGCGGUCAUUUCUAUUCCACUGUUACCCUUUCGAAAACCAUCUCAGGCUGGGUUCAUACAUGUAUGCUUGGGUACAGGAUCAUCAAUGUUGUACACCUGGAGCUUCAUCAGCUCCUCCUUCAUAUGAUGUGUUACUUUCACACUGUUAUUGGUGAGAAAGGUCCUGAAACUCAAGACACAGAUAUUCCCAGUAUAACAAGAGAUGGACUGCUCAAACUCAUUGCAUUGGGAAAUCUGUGUAUAUUCGGAUCAGCCUUACUUCCUUGCAUCCUGCCAGACUCCGCCGACACCACGAGGCCCGCAAUCACCAUGGCCAUAGGUGCCUACAUAUCCAUAAUCCGGCAUCUGCGGGUGGAUUUUGGUUUAGUUUUCCUUGCAGAAAAUAAUGCCGUCGAGCCCUCCAUCAAUUCCACCAUCCUUGUUGACAACAAAUUAAGCGUCUAUGCUCAGUUUCUCAACAUUGGGGAUUUUGCUAGAAGCUCCGCAGCUCACUUUGGGCAUUCUUUGAUCUUCUACGCUCAAAAGGCUUUAAGAGUGCGCAAGGCUCAGGGAGAACAUGAAUCCCUCAUGUUUAAUUUUGAUUCAUUUCGUCAAGAUGUUGCCAAUUCGUUGGAGACCUUUUUGCAAAUGGAGCUGACCACCGACUUUCUCCAUGCAUACAAGCGAUGGGUGGCACGUUUGCAUGUUAGGCCCAUAUUUUUGGUUUGCAAGAAAGUUGACCUCCUUGAUCCGGGUGCCUAUUUCGACUGGAAUACAGCCACCAAUUUUGAUUGCUCUGAUGUUGAAGAUGAUAUAGAUGAUAGUGAUGGAGAUGACUGUGAAUUAGGAAAGAAAGAGGAUGGCCAUGGCAGAGAUGACAGUCGGUCAAAGGAUGAUGAUACAGAGAAAAAGAAGGAUGCUCCUGAGGAGCUUCAGGAAUCUGACAUCAAGUCAGAACCAAUGUCAGGUGAGGAUGAAUCUAUGCACUUGGAGUACAUGCCAAGCAAGUCCGUUCUAUAA
This is a messenger RNA of Desarmillaria tabescens, 2679 nucleotides long. RefSeq lists its product as uncharacterized. The transcript is spliced from 10 exons. The record is from RefSeq and is a predicted model, not a curated record. The coding region runs from base 1 to 2679 and encodes 892 amino acids. Lineage: Eukaryota; Fungi; Basidiomycota; Agaricomycetes; Agaricales; Physalacriaceae.